Messenger RNA from Zingiber officinale, 1371 nucleotides. Its product is annotated as serine/threonine-protein kinase SAPK7-like. Gene Ontology annotation, molecular function: protein serine/threonine kinase activity; ATP binding. Bases 94 to 1176 code for a protein of 360 amino acids. NCBI's taxonomy places the organism in Eukaryota, Viridiplantae, Streptophyta, Magnoliopsida, Zingiberales, Zingiberaceae. The record is from RefSeq and is a predicted model, not a curated record. Gene Ontology annotation, biological process: protein phosphorylation; intracellular signal transduction. The transcript is spliced from 9 exons.
CCCUGUUUCAGUGUCUGGGUUCGAAAGAGAGAAGACAAAGAGGAGUGAGAAGAGAGAUCGGCGAUCACUCGAUCAACCAGUGGCGAUCUGGCAAUGGAGAAGUACGAGGUCGUGCGAGACAUCGGAUCCGGGAACUUCGGGGUCGCGAAGCUGAUGCGCCACAAGGAGACCAAGGAGCUCGUCGCCAUGAAGUACAUCGAGCGCGGUCGCCGGAUUGAUGAGAAUGUGGCGAGGGAGAUCAUCAACCACCGCUCCCUUCGGCAUCCUAACAUCAUCCGCUUCAAGGAGGUUUUGCUGACGCCGACGCAUCUUGCGAUCGUGAUGGAGUAUGCCAAGGGCGGGGAGCUCUUCGAUCGGAUCUCCGACGCCGGGAGAUUUAGCGAAGACGAGGCGAGAUAUUUCUUCCAGCAGCUCAUUUCCGGGGUCAGCUACUGCCACUUUCGGCAAAUUUGCCACCGUGAUCUGAAGCUGGAGAACACCUUGCUCGACGGCAGCCCUGCGCCGCGCCUCAAGAUCUGCGAUUUUGGCUACUCCAAGUCGUCGCUGUUACAUUCGAAGCCGAAAUCGACGGUGGGGACGCCAGCGUACAUCGCCCCAGAGGUCCUCUCCCCCCGCGAGUACGACGGGAAGCAAGCAGAUGUAUGGUCAUGUGGAGUCACCCUCUACGUCAUGCUUGUGGGAGCAUAUCCAUUUGAGGACCAAAACGAUCCUAAAAAUAUUAAAAAGACCAUCAGAAAAAUAAUGUCAGUUCAAUACAUGAUACCAGACUACGUCCACGUAUCUCAGGACUGCAAGCAACUCAUUUCUCGUAUCUUUGUUGCCAAUCCAAUGAAGAGGAUUACCAUAAAGGAGAUAAGAAGCCAAGCUUGGUUCAUGACGAACUUGCCUAAGGAGCUUACAGAAACAGCACAGGCUUUGUAUUAUAAGAGGGACAUCAACGCUCCCACUUUCUCCACCCAGAGCGUGGAUGAGAUCAUGGAGAUUCUAGCAGAUGCCAGAACACUCUCAAAGCCAAUGCGAUCUUUAUCAAUCUAUGGGUGGCCUCAUGAUGAAUCAGAAGGAGAAGACGACAAUAACAAGGAAGAGAACGAGGAGGAGGAGGAGAAGGAAGAAGAUGAUGAAUAUGAGAAGACAGUGAAGGCAGUACAUGAUACUGGUGAAUUCAAGAUCGGUUGAUGUGCAAUUCCAAAUAUUGACGAUACCGGCCAGUGGGAAUAUUUAGAGCAGUUAGAAUCUGUAAUCCAUUGCCCCUCCAUUCUACUGUAAAUCAUGGAUGAAAGGUUUACUAGUUUGGUACCUUCUUGCUAUUUACAUUUGUACUACAAUUUCGAAGUAUGUGGUAGAAUAAGUUAAAAAUUUAAUAAAAUGAUC